Messenger RNA from Dacryopinax primogenitus, 336 nucleotides. RefSeq lists its product as uncharacterized. Gene Ontology annotation, molecular function: zinc ion binding; DNA-binding transcription factor activity, RNA polymerase II-specific. The annotation marks the transcript as partial. Gene Ontology annotation, biological process: regulation of DNA-templated transcription. Lineage: Eukaryota; Fungi; Basidiomycota; Dacrymycetes; Dacrymycetales; Dacrymycetaceae. The record is from RefSeq and is a predicted model, not a curated record. The transcript has a single exon.
AUGUCGGCCAUCGUUGCCUCCCUCACCACGCUCCCUCAACAAGAAACGCCAGUGACAAGUACAGGCGCGUCACCUAUCCCUCCUCCUGGUCCUCCUCCUCCUCCUCCCCCUCCUUCCGUCAAUGGUAACGGGCCCCCAUCGCAUCCCGGUCCACCACCAGCACCUCCCGCACCUCGUGCAACAGGCGUACCCACACCUCCAAGCCCUUCAAAGAAGAGACGCAACAGGGUCACUCUCUCCUGCAAAGAAUGUCAUAGACGCAAGCAGCAAUGUGAUCGGGGCAACCCUUGUUCACGCUGCGUCAAGCGGGGGAUGGCAGACAAGUGCGUGAUGGAG